CAGCCGAGCAAGCGGGGCGGAGAAAGUGAGUUAGAGAGAGCAGCUAACGCUACAUUACUCCCAGAAGAAAAAAAAAAAAAAGAAACGCUCCAACCCGGAGUCGGAUGAAGACUGCAGCUGGACUUUGCAGGAAAACUUUGUUUCUUAAAUCUGCAAUCGGACAUUAUUAAUAAGCAAAUCGGGCAUCAACAAGAAGCGGGCGCUGCAGAGUAGGGCAGCGGGCAGGGCGGCUCUGUGACCCGGGGGAGACCGGACACCACCACCAUCGGAAAGGACAGCAAUAAACCCGUCAGGAUGCGGGGUCUGGCCAGCGCCUCCCUGUCCAUGGGCUCUCUCAGCCUGCUCCGUCUCCUCGGGGUCCACUGGUCCUGGGGUCUGGCCGUCAGCCUGGGGGUCUACCUGGGCACUGGGGGCUGGCGUUACCUCCGCAUCGUGGUCAAGACUGCCAAGAGAGACCUCAUCGGCCUGUAUGUGCUCCUCCGGGUCAAGUUCUCCCUCUACAGACACCUCCGGGCUGGCAGCACGAUCCCCUCCAUCUUCAGCGCCACGGCCCGCAGGCACCCGGGCAAGCCCGCCCUGAUCCAGGAGGGCACCGGGGAGGUGUGGAGCUUCUCCCAGCUGGAGGAGCUGUCCAACGGGGUGGCCCAGCUCGUGCUGUCCCUGGGACUGGCUCCUGGAGCCGUGGUGGCUGUGUUCAUGGAGAGCCGGCCCCUCUUCGUGGCUCUGUGGCUGGGCAUGGCAAAGGUGGGCGUGGAGGCCGCCCUCAUCAACUUCAACCUGCGACGGGAUUCGCUGCUGCACUGCGUGGGCGUGUCCGGGGCGCGGGCUGUCAUCUUUGGGGCGGAGCUAGCAGAGGCGGUGUGGGAGGUGAGAGAGUCCCUCAGUAAAGACAUGCUGUGCCUCUGUACUGGAGAUCUCAGCCCUGAUCAACUGCUUCAGAUCGGAGCGAAACCCCUGGAUCCUCUGCUGGCCUCGGCUUCCAGACUGCCUCCCCCAGUCACACACAGCAAGGGCUUCAACGAUCGCCUCUUUUAUGUCUACACGUCUGGUACCACCGGCAUGCCCAAAGCAGCCAUUGUAGUGCACAGCAGGUAUUACCGCAUCGCUGCCUUCGGGUACCACUCCUUUGGAAUGCGUCAUGAUGACGUGCUGUACGACUUCCCUCUCUACCACUCUGCAGGGAACAUCAUGGGAGUGGGGCAGUGUCUGAUCAACGGUCUCACUGUUGUCAUCAAAAAGAAAUUCUCAGCCAGCAAAUUCUGGGAGGACUGCAUCAAAUACGACUGCACUGUGGUGCAGUACAUCGGGGAGAUCUGCCGGUACCUGCUGAGCCAGCCCCGCUGGGCCCAGGAGAACAGGCACCGCGUGAGGCUGGCUGUAGGGAACGGGCUGAGACCCAGCGUGUGGGAGGCCUUCACUCAGAGAUUCAACAUCAAGCAAGUGGGGGAGUUCUACGGGGCCACAGAGUGCAAUUGCAGCAUCGCCAACAUGGACGGGAAGGUGGGAUCGUGUGGCUUCAACAGCAGGAUCCUGCCCAAUGUCUACCCCAUCCGACUGGUCAAGGUGAACGAGGAAACCAUGGAGCUGAUCAGAGGCCAGGACGGGCUGAGUGUGCCCUGCGCACCUGGAGAGCCCGGGUUGCUGGUGGGUCAGAUCAAUCAGCAGGACCCCCUGCGCAGGUUUGACGGCUACGCCAGCGAGGCAGCGACCAGCAAGAAGAUCUGCAACAACGUGUUUAAACAGGGAGACACAGCCUACCUCUCAGGAGACGUGCUGGUAAUGGACGAGCUGGGCUACAUGUAUUUCCAGGACCGCAGUGGGGACACGUUCCGCUGGCGAGGGGAGAACGUCUCCACCACGGAGGUGGAGGGGACCCUGAGCUCCCUGCUCAACCAGGCCGACGUGGCCGUGUACGGGGUCCCAGUGCCAGGUGUGGAAGGGAAGGCAGGCAUGGUCUCUAUCGCAGUGCAGGACGGUCUCUUCGACCCGGCUCAGUUCUACACAGAGAUCCAGAAGGUUCUGCCCCCGUACGCCCGGCCCGUCUUCCUGAGAAUCUCCCCCGAAGUGGCCACCACAAGCACUUACAAGAUCCAGAAGACGCGUUUACAGAAGGAGGGGUUUGACCCCCGCCACUCCCCCGACCAGAUCUACUUCCUGAACUCGCGGGCGGGGCGCUACGAUCCCCUGGACGAGAGUCUGCACAGCGCCAUAGUGGAGGGGCGGGUCUCUGUGUGAGAGCCAGGCUGGGGCGCUCAGCCACACUGACCCCCGGCAAAUUAGUUUCCCAUGACCCCGGCCUGCUUUCCCAUCGAUACGUGCUAAAUACCGCCCCCCUGCGAACCUUGUAUCUCAAGUGCAAUUCAAAGAGUUCAUCGAGUAACACAGCUGUCUUAAGCAAUGGUUUGUGUUGUUUAGAGUCACUGUGUGUCGCUUUGUGUUUGUCGUUCAUCCCUGAAGUUUAACCCUCCCCUUGACCUCUGUAUUGCUUCGCAAACGCAUCUUCUCUCUGAGAACAGUGGGAACACCAGAGUGUCAGCAUUAGCAUGCCCCCAGUGCAACACUGCCCCCGAUGGAAGAAAUCCAAAAUACACACACACACUGGCACUGCCACAGGUCGGGGAGGUACUGUGAGCAGCGACUGUUUCUCCUCAUCGCUCUACAGCGCCCCCUACUGGCAAGGCACCUGGCACACUCAAAGGAUACAUAAUAAUGUAAUAACAUCUUUAUUUUUAUAUAGCGCCUUUCAUAGUGGACCACCGUCACAAGCGCUUUGCUGAGG
Messenger RNA from Polyodon spathula (Mississippi paddlefish), 2779 nucleotides. It is a transcript of the gene slc27a1a, whose product is annotated as solute carrier family 27 member 1a. Gene Ontology annotation, molecular function: fatty acid transmembrane transporter activity; long-chain fatty acid-CoA ligase activity; long-chain fatty acid transmembrane transporter activity. Gene Ontology annotation, cellular component: mitochondrial inner membrane; plasma membrane. NCBI's taxonomy places the organism in Eukaryota, Metazoa, Chordata, Actinopteri, Acipenseriformes, Polyodontidae. The record is from RefSeq and is a predicted model, not a curated record. Gene Ontology annotation, biological process: phosphatidic acid biosynthetic process; adiponectin-activated signaling pathway; phosphatidylcholine biosynthetic process.